Neltuma alba is the source of this 1041-nucleotide messenger RNA. RefSeq names its product sodium channel modifier 1-like. The record is from RefSeq and is a predicted model, not a curated record. Lineage: Eukaryota; Viridiplantae; Streptophyta; Magnoliopsida; Fabales; Fabaceae. Bases 49 to 714 code for a protein of 221 amino acids. Gene Ontology annotation, cellular component: nucleus. The transcript is spliced from 3 exons. Gene Ontology annotation, biological process: RNA splicing.
UCGAUAGGAGAGGUCCGUCAUCCCAUGUGAGUUCCAACUUCCAUCAGAAUGAGUGUGUUCGGAGGAGAUAGCUGGGCAAGGGAAGCGCAAUACAGGAAAAGGAGGGUUGACGAUCUGCUUGUGGAGGGGAUUAAUGGCUCUGCCUUCAAGAAGCUCGCUAACGGCAAAUACGCCUGCCUCGUCUGCCCCCACAAUCCCAUCCUCGAUACUCCUCUCAUGCUCUCGAUGCACAACAAGGGAUCACGUCACCUUGCUGCAGCAUCAAGACUGAAGGAAAGAGAUUUGAUGAAACAGAAUGAAAUAAAUAAGAGAAUUGCAUUGUCAGCCUCAUCUGCUGACACUGCCAAAUCUAGUAAUUGCAACCAAAAGCUUAGGUCAGCCAGCAGUGGCAAGCCUUUGAUUGAACAGACAAAAAAGGCUGUUUGCGAAAUACUUUCUGACAAAUCUCAGCAACAAAUGGAAAAUAGAAGUAAAAAGGAGCUAUCAAACACAGGUCACAUAGCAAGUGCAUCAACUGAAAGCUGCUCAUCUCCUGCGCGAGUGGAAGAUAACAAGCCGGUUAUACAGCAUCAUUUGGAUUAUUGGGAACGGAGAGAGAGAGAACUCAAGUUUACUGCUGCAGGUUGGAAGCGUGACGGUCAUGGCAAAUGGUAUAAAGAUGAAAAUGUUGAGUUUGACUCUGAUGAAGAAGAUCCAAAUGUUUGUCUCAGCUGAAAAUUUGUGCAUUAGUCAGUAGAGUUGUUGGAGGACUAUAGCAGCGACGAAAAUGUAUUGUAACAUCACUUGUCUCUCUGAAAGCUAUAUCUGUGAAUAUAUAUGUGUGUGUGCAUGUGUGCGCGCACUGAUUGAUAGGGUUAGGUUUCAGUUUCAUCAAGUUUUUUUGCUCUAAUUUUUUGAACUGAUAGCUAGAGUGUUUAUUUAUGAAUAGUUAAGGCUUCCCAUUUGGCUUUAUCAUGAAAUAGAAAGUGCCAGCUACUGGUUAAUUCAGAUCAAAUUCUUUUGGCAUGGAAAUAACCAAAUAGGUGGUUUGAUGGCUUUUUA